Messenger RNA from Sphenostylis stenocarpa, 1809 nucleotides. NCBI's taxonomy places the organism in Eukaryota, Viridiplantae, Streptophyta, Magnoliopsida, Fabales, Fabaceae. The record is from the annotation of a GenBank genome assembly.
AUGAGAAUGGACAAGGAAGCCGAGCUUCGUUCUCUUGAAGGUGAAGUGUACACUUCACAAACACAGAGGCGCAAGGGUGGUCUUGUUACCAUGCCUUUUAUCAUUGCAAAUGAAUCACUUGCGAGGGUGGCAAGUUUGGGCCUUUUGCCUAACAUGAUACAGUACUUGAUGGGGAGCUACAAGCUUCACAUGGCCAAAGCAACCCAGAUACUUCUCUUGUCCUCUGCUAGCAGCAAUUUCACCCCUGUGGUGGCUGCUUUCCUUGCUGAUUCUUAUCUGGGUCGAUUCCUCGCUGUUGGACUUGGUUCUGCCAUCAGUUUUCUGGGAAUGACAUUGCUGUGGUUAACAACUAUGAUCCCACAGGCACGGCCUCCCCCUUGCAGCCAUGAAGCUGAAGGCUGUAAAUCGGCAACAGGAGGGCAAAUGGCAAUCUUAAUAUCGGCCCUUGCACUCAUGUCUAUUGGAAAUGGUGGUCUUUCAUGCUCCAUGGCAUUCGGAGCAGACCAGUUCAACAGAAAAGAUAACCCCAACAACCGGAGGGUUUUGGAAACAUUCUUCAGCUGGUAUUACGCUUCUGCUGCUAUUUCUGCCAUCAUUGCACUCACUGCAAUAGUUUACAUCCAAGAUAAUGUUGGAUGGAAAGUGGGUUUUGGAGUUCCAGCAGCACUCAUGCUUUUAUCUACCGUCUUCUUCAUCGUUGCCUCUCCACUUUAUGUAAAGAAUGAAGUACAAUCCAGCUUGUUCACUGGAUUUGCACAAGUGAUCGUUGUUGCCUACAAGAACAGAAAAUUUCCAUUACAGCGCACGAACUUCCCUGAACUUUACCAUCAUAAGAAGGACUCAGAACUUCUUGUUCCAACUGAUAAACUAAGGUUUCUGAAUAAAGCUUGUGUUAUAAAAUAUCCGGAACUAGAUAUAGCCUCUGAUGGUUCAGCAUCAAAUCCAUGGAGACUCUGCACAGUAGAUCGAGUAGAGGAACUAAAAGCCAUUAUUAGAGUAAUUCCCUUGUGGUCUACAGGGAUCAUGAUGUCAGUUAACAUUGGAGGCUCAUUUGGAUUGCUGCAAGCUAAAUCCCUGGACAGACAUAUCACCUCACACUUUCAAGUGCCACCUGGCUCUUUCACUGUAAUCUUGCUGAUUUCACUAUUUGUAUGGAUAGCUUUGUAUGAGCGAGUCAUUCUUCCUCUAGCAUCAAGGUUAAGAGGGAAACCAGUUAGAAUAAGUGCAAAGAGAAGAAUGGGACUUGGUUUGCUUUUCUCUUUUAUCCACCUAGUAGUUUCAGCAAUUGUUGAGACUACAAGGCGAAAAAGAGCAAUCGAGGAGGGAUAUCUUAAUAAUGGCCAUGCAAUGUUGCACAUGUCUGCACUAUGGAUUUUCCCACAACUUAUCUUGGGUGGCAUUGCUGAAGCAUUCAAUGCAAUAGGCCAAAAUGAGUUUUAUUACACAGAGUUUCCUAAGAGUAUGUCCAGCGUCGCUGUUUCCCUUUCUGAAUUGGCAAUGGCUGCAGGAAACUUGGUAUCUACUUUUGUAUUCAGCGUGAUACAAAACGUUACUUCAAGUGGGGGAAAACAGGGUUGGAUUUCAGAUGAUAUAAACAAGGGUCGUUUUGACAAGUACUACUGGGUUCUUUCUGGACUUAGUGCUCUUAAUAUAAUGUAUUACCUAUUAUGCAGUUGGGCUUAUGGACCUACCGUUGAUGAAAUACGUAUGUUGGGUGAAGAAAAUGGUUCAAGCGAGGAGGAAGCAUCCACUGAAUAUAGGAAUGGUGAUGAGGUUGAUGAAGACUUGAGAAAAUUGCUCAUAGGAUAG